AUGUCUCGCUCCUCGCUCGAUGGCGAACUCGCAGAAAAGGGCCUCGCCGAGGUCCCUCUGCUAGAAAAUCGAGUGACCACAAAGCUCGCAAAGACAAUCGUUGCGUUCACCGAUUUCCUACGACAUUCAGUCUGGCCCGGAUCUCGCAGGCCAACAAGGCAGACAUCAUUGAAAAGCACGGCGUAUCUCGAUGGCCUCAGAGGUUUUGCGGCCUUGCUAGUCUACAUAUUGCACCAUCAAGGCUGGGGUCACUCGAAUGUCGAAGGCAGCGAGUCAAUCUUGGGAGAUGCCUUUGGCUGGAACGGGCAGUACUAUUGCGUCGGGUUUCCUGGAAUUCGUCUUCUCUUUACAGGUGGGCACGCAGCCGUCCCCAUAUUUUUCGUGACUUCGGGCUACGUCCUGUCUCACAAAUCACUAUCGUUUAUCCACGCAGGGGACCUACUCCAGAUGGCCGAAAACCUGGGAUCUGCUAUGUUCCGGCGAUGGUUGCGACUCUAUCUACCCAUCCUUGCGACCACCUUCAUCUGGAUCACACUGUGGCAUGUUUUCGGCCUUCGGCACACCGACAACCUCAGUGACCCACCCGAAUCCAACUUCAGGGACGAGAUCUGGAAGUGGUACUGCGACUUUAAGAAUUUUAGUUUCAUCUUCGAGAAUGAGCCGUGGAACGGAUACAACAGCCCGUUAUGGACCAUUCCGAAGGAGUUUCGUGGUUCCAUCGUCAUCUGGACCGCCCUACUCGCCUUUGGGCGCUUCUCGAGAAAUGCCCGCCUGUGUUGCGAGGCAGGUCUGGCCUUCUACUUCCUCUACAUCGUGGAUGGAUGGUAUUGUGCUGCCUUUGCCAUAGGAUUGCUUCUCUGCGACCUAGAUCUGCUCGCUCAAAGGAACAAUCUACCCUCGUUGUUUUAUCGGCUCGAACGGUGGCGAGGCCGGAUUUUUCUGAUUCUGUUCCUAGCCGGCGUCUACUUGAGCGGAGUUCCCUGCUCCAGCAGCGACAUUGAGCACUUAAAGGAGUCUCCCGGAUGGUACUAUCUCUCAUUUCUCAAGCCGCAAGCCGUCUUUGAUUUCCGCAACUUCUACCGCGUGGUUGGUGCGACUUUCAUCAUGGCUGCCAUACCCCGACUGCCCUCUCUUAAAGGAUUCCUCGAGCUAUCAUUCUGCCAGUACCUAGGCCGAAUCUCAUAUGCCUUCUACCUAGUUCAUGGACCCAUCCACUGGGCAAUUGGUGAUCGACUCUACGCCGCAGUAGGCCGGGUACGCGGGGCCCACAUGGACAUGGCACCUGCAUGGAUAAACCGCUUCACUCUGCCCAAUUACGGCCCGUUUGGGUUAGAAGUGAAUUUUCUCAUUCCACAUUUGGCCCUGGUGCCUAUGACUUUCUGGAUCGCAGAAAUUUGCACUAGGCUAUUCGACGAGCCAAGUACCAAGGCUGCACAGUACUUGUACAACGUUUUGUUGGACAAUAGCAGUGUCUUGGAGAAGCGGUAG
Messenger RNA from Exophiala aquamarina CBS 119918, 1488 nucleotides. RefSeq lists its product as uncharacterized. Gene Ontology annotation, cellular component: membrane. Gene Ontology annotation, biological process: polysaccharide biosynthetic process. Gene Ontology annotation, molecular function: acyltransferase activity, transferring groups other than amino-acyl groups. Lineage: Eukaryota; Fungi; Ascomycota; Eurotiomycetes; Chaetothyriales; Herpotrichiellaceae. The record is from RefSeq and is a predicted model, not a curated record. The transcript has a single exon. Bases 1 to 1488 code for a protein of 495 amino acids.